This is a messenger RNA of Notolabrus celidotus (New Zealand spotty), 652 nucleotides long. RefSeq names its product baculoviral IAP repeat containing 5b (gene birc5b). The transcript is spliced from 4 exons. Bases 113 to 556 code for a protein of 147 amino acids. The record is from RefSeq and is a predicted model, not a curated record. Lineage: Eukaryota; Metazoa; Chordata; Actinopteri; Labriformes; Labridae.
UGAUCACAGCCCAAUCAGCCAAAACUGAAAACGCCUGGGACAGUUUGCAAGUGUCCAGAUAAACAACUACACUCUAAACUAAACUGAACUGAGGUUUUUUUUUGCUGAUAUAAUGGCCAGCAUAGAUAUAUUGACGAACAGGUUUUACUCAUACGACAAAAUGUACAGCCAGGAGUUAAGAGAACAGACUUUUGCAGACUGGCCAUUCAGAGAGGAGUGUAACUGCACACCUGAAAAGAUGGCCAGGGCUGGGUUUGUCCACUGCCCCAGUGAGAACGAGCCUGAUGUCGCCUGCUGUUUCUUCUGUUUGAUUGAGCUGGAGGGCUGGGAGCCAGACGACGACCCCUGGUCUGAACAUGUAAAGCGUUCCCCUAACUGUGGAUUCUUGACUUUGAGGAAGGACUUCACAGAGCUGAGUGUGGCUGAUUUCUACCACGUGGAAAAGGAGAGGCUUAAAGUCUACCUUAGAAAAGUUUGUCAUAAGGAGAUGGCAUGUUUGCGGGAAAACAUAGACCACACACUUGAGAGCCUCCAAUCUCAAUUGGACUCCAUAUGAGUAGAUUCAGCUUCCUGUCUGUAAAUUGUCAUUUUGUAUUCUAACUCUUCUUAAAUGUGUAAACUUGAAACAUUAAUAAAGUUGUGUUUUUUGUUA